AUGGCUUACAACGAUGAUUCUGUAUUGGCGCGGCUUUCGUCGCUGAAUGAAAGCCACGACAGUAUUGCGACAGCUGCGCAAUGGAUCAUGUUCCAUAGGCGGCAUGCAGACAGGACUGUACAGCUGUGGAUGCAGCGUCUCAAAGACUCAUCCAGCACAAAACGGUUGAGCUUGGUCUACCUUGCCAAUGAGGUUGCUCAACAGUCUAAAAUUCGUCAUAAGGAUGACUUUAUCAUUGCUUUCGCGCCAGUGAUUGCCGAAGCUGCUUCUGUUGCCUAUAAAGGCGCCCCAGCGGAACUGCAGUCGAAGCUGAAGCGCGUUAUUGACGUUUGGAGAGAUCGCUCGAUUUUUGAGGCGCCAAUCCAAGCUGCGAUUGAUGCCCGUAUUGGAGAACUCGACAAGGCUCGUGGUAUGGCCAAAUCUGGUUUUGCUGGCUCUCCAUUUGGUGGCGGUAGUACCAGUACCGCUGCGAUCCCAUCCGAGUUUGCGCCUCUUGUAUCUGCGCAUCAGAACGUCAGCAAACUGAGCACGCCCCUCAAGGCCACAAUCACUUCAGCAAACCAAGAAUACGAGAAGCAAACAGACUCAUCUACUCCUGUACCUUCCGCUCCUGUCUACGCGGCUCGCCUGAACGGACUUCUCAAAACCUUGGCUAAUGCAGAAAGUGCGGUUGCUGAGUGCGUGAAAGCGAGAGAGGGCCUUGUCUCUGGUCUGGAGACACUACUCAACGCCAACCGUGCCGCACUGGAGCAAGAGAAGUCUGCUGCUGCUCAGCUGACUUCCCGAAAGACUGAAAUUGAAGAGAAGAAACAACAGGUUGAGAUUGGUAUCAUGAGAGCGCUAGGUCCAGCUGACAGCAACGGCUCUACCGGGCAAGUAGACUCAUUUGGCACGCCCCAGGAACCGGACAGACCAGAAAUCGAGGCACUUACUCCGCCGUCCUUUGAGCCUUUCGAGGCGCCUACUCCUGAGGCAUUGACACCAGAGGGUGAGCCUGCUGAUGCUAGUGCCGAACCUAUUCCUGCUGUUAUUGACGAGGAUGAAGAACCUCUAUCUUACCAAUCAUUACCGAUCUCAACCAACGGGUCAAACAAGCGCCGUCGGGUCGACGCUGAAGAGUUUCCUGAUCUUGGAGGAGACGACGGAAUUGAUGCCGAUGUUGCAGAGAUGUUGAAGGGGGGGGCUCAAUCGUGA
Molecule: messenger RNA, 1194 nt
Organism: Fusarium sp. VM40
Lineage: Eukaryota; Fungi; Ascomycota; Sordariomycetes; Hypocreales; Nectriaceae
Source: the annotation of a GenBank genome assembly